AUGCUUACAAAACCUUUUUCUAGCGCACUUCCAUUAUAUUAUUCCGUGCGAACUUUUCACGUUAAAAGCAGAAAUUUCUCCGAACCCAUUUCCCUGAAAAAGCAAAAACCAGAGAAAAACCGAAUUUCAAGAUAUAGUCUUGACGAAAAUAGUGCAGACAAUCCAAUUAUCAUUGACAAUAGGAAACAACCCGAUCAAUUAAAUCAAAAGCUUGAACCAAUAAUAAAAUAUGUACAAUAUCCUUACUUCGUACACCGUACAAAAAAUAAAAGUUUGCCCGUUUAUUCAGACUUUAGGAAUGGUAAAUCAAGAAUUCUGACAGUGAUAAGAAGAAUUGAAGGUGAUAUCCAGGCCCUUCGUAAUGACAUUAGAAAGGAGGUCUUUCCUUAUGAUACACCCAUCAACUCCAUGAUUUCGAUUAAUCACACCAGCAAUCAAGUGGUAAUUAAGGGAAAUUAUGUCUUCAAAGUAAAGAAAUGGUUUAUCAAUAAGGGAUUUUAA
Molecule: messenger RNA, 501 nt
Organism: Acaulospora morrowiae
Lineage: Eukaryota; Fungi; Glomeromycota; Glomeromycetes; Diversisporales; Acaulosporaceae
Source: the annotation of a GenBank genome assembly